This is a messenger RNA of Maudiozyma barnettii, 1473 nucleotides long. It is a transcript of the gene ELP4, whose product is annotated as Elongator subunit ELP4. The record is from RefSeq and is a predicted model, not a curated record. The coding region runs from base 1 to 1473 and encodes 490 amino acids. The transcript has a single exon. Gene Ontology annotation, biological process: tRNA wobble uridine modification. Gene Ontology annotation, cellular component: transcription elongation factor complex; cytoplasm; elongator holoenzyme complex. Lineage: Eukaryota; Fungi; Ascomycota; Saccharomycetes; Saccharomycetales; Saccharomycetaceae.
AUGUCAUUUAGAAAGCGGGGUGAAGUAUUGAAUAAUGGUCGUGGUGGAUCAGAAGGUAUCCCAGGUAGAACGCCUGCUGGUAUGAACAAUGCAAAUAGAACUUUACCUAAUAGAGGGCCUAUAUCCAGUCCUCAACAAUCACGUACACUGACUGGUAGGAUGCAGAAUAUGAGGGUGUCUGGCGGACCUACGACUAUAGCACCUGGCUCUACCGCACCACAUAGUGAAAUGGGAACAGUUAGAGAUGAGGAGAAUAGUGUGUUGCUGAAUCAUCCUGGUAUUAGACCAUCUCCUUUAAGUGGGACAUUUGUUACAUCUACAGGUUGUGAGGAUUUGGAUAAAGUCCUGACCCACAUGGGGCUCCCAUUAGGGCAUUCGAUGUUAGUUGAAGAAGAAGGAACCACUGAAUUUAAUUCCAUUUUGGCGAAGAUAUUUGCUGCACAAGGGAUUGUUUAUAAUAGACUAGCCAGUGGUGGUAAGACUACUGGUGGUAGCAAUGAUAAUGGUAAUACCCAUUUGAUUGUGUUAUCCUUCUAUCAGAUGUUUGCAAAGGAAUUGCCUGGCCUUUACAAGGGUUCUAAGAAGGAUAUUAAGAAGUCUAAAAUAUCUGAUGAACAAUCUAAAUUGUCAAUUCAGAAUUUAGCUGAAAACACAAGUACACCAUCUAGAUAUAAAGAUUUUAAGAUUGCUUGGAAAUACAAGUUAGCAGAUGAAGAGAAAGAAAAAUUGAAUGCAAAGAAAAGUACAAAUACAAAAGAAAUUAAUGAUGAAUACAAGGAUUAUAACCAUCAAUUUGAUAUAACAUCUAGAAUCAUGCCAGCUCCAAGUAACUCGGAAAUAUCUUUUAUUUCUCCAAAUCUCCCUAUUAGUACAAUAUUGACCCAGGUUGAACAAAUAAUUAAGAGACAAAACAAUAAAUUGGUCAGAAUUAUUAUUCCGUCUUUCUUGCAUCCAGCAAUGUAUCAAGCUGAUUAUUUCUCACUGUCAAAAUCUAUCUCUCUGAUUCAUGGUCUAAGAAGCAUAGUUAAAGUUCACGAGGAUAGAUGUGUUCUAUUCGCUACAGUCUCGACUGACAUUUUGAAUAAAUUGUUACGUAUCCAAUUGGAGAAUCUCUUUGAUGCAGUAGUUGAUUUGGAGCCAUUCCCACAAGAUAUGUUGCAAUUCUUAGAACGUAUAUAUAAAUCACAACCUAAUAAGGUACAGCACGGUUUAUUACAUGUUCUCAAGUUACCUGUAUUCAGUGAACGUGGUGAGAUGCAAGUCAAGAAGUCUGAAUGGGCUUUCAGAAAUGGUAGGAAGAGGUUCGAAAUCGACGAAUGGUCUAUACCUGUGGAUGAUGUAGAGAGUAGCAGUAAUGCUAAACAACCAGGAACUGAUGAUCACAACCACGGAAAUGAAGGGGAAACAUCUCAUAACCAUUCAAACUCAAACGCAACUGCACCAAAGAAUACGAAGAUUUCCCUUGAAUAUUGA